Macrosteles quadrilineatus (aster leafhopper) is the source of this 1950-nucleotide messenger RNA. Its product is annotated as low-density lipoprotein receptor-related protein 5-like. The record is from RefSeq and is a predicted model, not a curated record. The coding region runs from base 6 to 1763 and encodes 585 amino acids. Gene Ontology annotation, cellular component: plasma membrane. NCBI's taxonomy places the organism in Eukaryota, Metazoa, Arthropoda, Insecta, Hemiptera, Cicadellidae. The transcript has 8 exons.
AUCACAUGAAGGGAAAGAAGGAUUCAAUAAUGAUGCUGUAUCUUCUUGCAAUAUCUGUGCUAAUUCUAUUGCCAAAAGCAGUUUCAUGCGUAGGAUCACAGAACUUCACUCACUCAGGAUGUUUUUCCUCAACAUUUUCCCUGCACAGUAAAUACAACUCAGUCAUAAAACCUGUGACUUGGGAGAUUUGUAUGCAGCUCUGCGCACACAAAGUGACAAUUUACGCAGGAGUUCAGGCGAGAAAGAAUACUUGUUUCUGUGGUAAUGACAUAAGGAAGCACUCGACUGUCGAGGACAAUUCCUUCUGCUAUCCUUGUACAGAGGACAACACUCGUUGGUGUGGAGGAAAUGACACCUUGUCACUAUAUCAAAUCCUACCUGAAGAAACCGAACCACUAGUUUUGGUGGUUGCAGCUGAAAAUGGGUUGAAGAUGAUUGUUCAAGAAGGUCCUGGGAAAUCUAAUACCGUUUGGCAGCUUACUAAAAUGAAUACUGGCCUUGUCGAUUAUGAUUACAAAAAACAAGAGAUAUACUUUGUGUCUAAGAACAAUAUCUUAAAGUCAACCUAUAUACCUUCAUCAAUGACAUACAUUCAUGCAAUCACAGUAGUUGAAACAGAAUGUGAUAGUGUCACUGAUCUAACAUUUAACUGGAUGGGAAACACACUCAGAUGGUCUUGUGAAAGUGAAUCAAAUGUUUCGGAAUGUAAUCUUGAUGGGUCUAAUAAGCAAACAAGACUCUAUAAUGCUCAUCACAUUACUCACUAUUAUUUUGAACCAUUGUUAAGGUUUCAAAUUUAUUUAGUAGAUGGAGGUAAACUUGGAAAAUGCAAGGAAAAAUGUACAUCGGAUGAGUUGUCUAAAUACCACUUUAAAACUGUUGUGGAACUGAGUGUGGAUGUUCAACAGGAAACUAUUUAUGUGAUUGGUUCAUUCACCCGAGAUGACGUAAACAAUUUCUUAGUUAGUUGUAAUUACGAUUUCUCGACCUUCAAAGUUCUAUACAGUGGACCAGAACUUGCCAAGCCACGCGGAUUAAGCACUGUCAAUGGGUUGAUUGUAUGGAGCAACCAAGAAAAUGAAAAUUAUACAAUUUACAAAGGACACGUGUCACCCAAAGGUGGAAUAGACAAAUUGGCUGCAAUCUUUACUGAUACUCAGAAAAUCAAUGACUUGAAAAUAUUUUCACAAGAAGCUCACAGUGCAGGAACAGAAUACUCUUGUCGGCAGCUGAACUGUUCUCACAGCUGCAGAGUUGUAACCAGUCUACUGGUAGAAUGUCCGUCAAACAUGACUCUAGCUGGGGAUGGAACAACUUGUACAGCUAUUGUAACCACUUCUGCGCCAACAACAGAUUCGAUGUCAGAAACGUCAACUUCUGAAAUGAUGUCUGUAUUCAGCUCUACUGAUGUUUCUGUGACAGAUACUGAGGAAGGAUUUUCCGAUCAUUCAUUUUGGACAGGGAUUUCUGAUGUUUUAUUUAACAAAACCACAUCAAGAAUCGUUCCAACUCCGACGGAAAUUACACCCACAACCAUUCCAACUUCAACAAUAAUCACAUCCACAACCAUUCCAAUUCAAACCAUUCAUCUGCAGUCUAAUCACCACCUUCUCAUAUUUAUAUUGACAGUCAUACUCUUUAUUCUGAUCCUAAUGGUAGCUUUACAAAUUCUACUUACUGUCCGUACACAAAGAACAAACAAUGCAUUAAGGACUUAUGUAAUUCACAAAACUCACUCUGAGUCUAUUGAGUUAGUGAGUUAGUGAGUUACCGGUAUCUUUUUACUUCCUUUCAUAAAUAAGUAUUAUUUCUCUUAUAAUCUAUUCCACACAGUUAUAAUAUAUUAAUUAAUUUGUAUCUUAUCACCAAGCCAUUAUAAAGACUACAAGAAAUUAUGGUGAAUUUAUGUUAAAUCCACAUUUGAAAUACAAGUAAUUUUUAUAUUAAGUA